Molecule: messenger RNA, 1901 nt
Organism: Ilyonectria robusta
Lineage: Eukaryota; Fungi; Ascomycota; Sordariomycetes; Hypocreales; Nectriaceae
Product: general substrate transporter
Exons: 3
Coding region: 66-1745 (559 amino acids)
Biological process (GO): carbohydrate transport; transmembrane transport
Cellular component (GO): membrane
Molecular function (GO): carbohydrate:proton symporter activity
Source: RefSeq, a predicted model, not a curated record
CCUCUCUCAUACCCUCCCCCCCUCCUCCUCCCCGUAUCAAUUCUACCCUUCAGAGUCUGUUCAAAAUGGCCGGAGGAGUUAAGAAGCCCGUCAACAUCUUUAGGUUGAAAGACCUUGAUGAGCCCGCAGGCGCCUUCAACUGGCGACUGUGGUUUGCCGUCAUCUCCUUCUCUCUACUUGGUGCCGCCCGAGGUAUCGACGAGGGUCUUAUUUCCGGCGCCUUCAACUCGGUCGACUUCAAGAGAACCAUCAACUAUGACUCCUACACCACCGUCGAGCAGGCCAACAUCAAGGCCAAUGUCUCCGCCAUGGUCCAAAUCGGAUCCGUUGGUGGCGCUCUGAUUGCUUUCGUUAUUUGCGACAAAAUCGGCCGUAUCUGGGCUACCCGCUUCCUUUGCGUGCUCUGGGCCGCUGGUAUUGCCAUCUUCAUGGCUGGUGGUGUUAACGGCAGCCUGGCCGCAAUCUACGCUGGACGUUUCAUUGCCGGUCUCGGUGUGGGACAAACUCCCGUCGUCGGUCCUAUUUAUAUCGCUGAGGUGGCUCCCGCCUCUAUUCGAGGUCUCUGCACAUGUUUCUUCACUGGUGCCGUCUACAUCGGCAUCGUGCUGGCAUACUUCACCAACUAUGGCUGCGCCGUCCACAUGUCCGAGCACACCCACAACCGAUGGCUGGUCCCCACCAGCCUGCACAUCAUGAUGUCCGGAAUCAUCCUGAUCCUCAUGUUCUUCCAGUCCGAGUCCCCUCGUUUCCUCGUGAAGCAGGGCAAGCCCGACGAGGCUGCCAUGGUCAUGGCCCGCAUCCGUCAGCAGCCCGUUGACGGCGAGUACAUCAUCGGAGAGAUCGCCACUAUCCAGAACGCCCUCGACCACGAGCUCGAGGCCACCAAGGGUGUCGGUGCCCUCGGCAAGAUCAAGGAGAUGUUCCUCGUCCCCAGCAACCUGUACCGCCUCUACCUCACCAGCAUGGUGCAGUUCCUCUCUCAGUGGUCCGGAGCCGGCUCUAUUACCCUCUACGCCCCUGAUCUUUUCAGCCUUCUUGGUAUUACUGGCACCAACGAGACGCUUCUUGUCACUGCCGUCUUUGGUAUUGUCAAGCUCUGCGCUGCCCUGAUCUGCGCCCUCUUCCUUGUCGAUGUCAUUGGCCGAAAGCGAGCUCUUCUCACCGGCAUCACCCUCCAGACCAUUGCCAUGCUCUACGUCGCUUCCUUCCUCACCAGUGUUCCUAAGAUGGGCGUUGUUGAUGACUUUGUCCUCCCCGAGUCCGACAAGGGCCCCAGCCGAGGUGCCAUUGCCAUGAUCUACAUCUCUGGAUUCGGUUGGGCUCUGGGCUGGAACUCCAUGCAGUACCUCCUCACUGCCGAGCUGUUCCCUCUCCGAAUUCGUGCCCUGGCCACCUCGUGGGCCAUGACUCUGCACUUCGCCAACCAGUACGGUAACUCCCGCGCUGUUCCCAACAUGCUUCUCCCCACCGGCCAUGGUGGUAUCUCUCCCAAGGGUACCUUCUGGUGCUUCGCCGCCGUCACCUUCAUUGGUGGUCUUUGGGUCUUGAUCUCGGUUCCUGAGACAAGUGGUCGCAGCCUGGAGAGCAUGGAUCACCUGUUCGACCUGCCCUGGUACAAGAUUGGUCUUUACGGCAACCAGGAUGCCGAGCAGAAGGACAUCGCUAAGGAUGAGAAGCAACGCAUUGCUGAGGAGGACCACGGCAUGGGCGUCGAGAUUGAGGAUAAGCGAAGACAGGGGGCUUAGGAAGCGAGUACACUCGCUCCAGCAUUAUGAUUAUCGACGGUACAAAAUGAGAUAUUUACGUCAUUGUGCUCUUUGAGAGAGGCAUUAGGUAGCAUCCUAGUCGCUAGUUUUGCGAUAGGAAAAUACAAACAGACUCAAGUGGUCAAACCAUUGGUC